CCAGUCGCAAAACGUAAACAAAGGCCAUGGAGGAAAAACAAUUUUUGCCGGAAUCAAAGAAUUCUGCUGAGGAAAGCGUAGCCAAGGCUCCAAACUUGCCAAGAGAAGUCAAACUGAAAAUUCAAAGGUAUCUCAACAGGGAGGGGUACUCGCAGCAAAAUCUGGUGGAAGCAUCCAAAUACAACAAGCAAAACUAUACGAACGCCGCUUUCCAUUAUGUGUCCACCAGCAUAAAAAGGGGACAGGAAAUGGUGAAAAAUUGCGACUCCGUCAGUCUGAACAACAUUACCCAGUGGCUGGAACUAAUGAAAAAUGCCGAACUCUCGGAUCUCUGCGAAUUCGAGGCAGCUGCUGUUGUGAACUUCAUAAUCCAAAACGAGGAAAAGCCAUCCCCAGACGAAAUAAAUGGCAUCGACUUGAGCGAAGCGUAUAAAUUUUUGGAAAAUGCGCUAAUGGGCCAACCCCAAAAAAAAAUGGGUGAUGCCACUAAGGCAUUUCUGUCCAAGGAAAUUGAGCUCCUUAUACAAGAGGCCAACACCGACAAAUCCGAUGAUGUGGCACGUAGCAUGGGACAAUGCCUUUAUAACCAUCAGGUCGUCGACUAUAUGGAGCAUCCCCAAAAAUGCAGCUUGGACCCACUUUUUCUGGACGAAGAGCAAACGUAGAGGCUAGAGAUAAAUAAUAAUUAGGCAGUUUGUUCAUUUCCACACAUUUAUUAAACAUUUAAAUUCAAUUUUUGUUAUAUACGUACAUUGUCACAUGCAUUAGCACUUUUCCAUCUUUAAUCAACCAUCGAUCCCACGUUUAUACAUUAGUAUUACUAUGCCGAAUGCCCCAACCUUUGUACGUAUUAAUAUUCGAUAAUUACAUUCAUAAUUAAGUACUUGACUAUAAACAGUUUUAGCACAUUUAAAAUCUAGAAUUCCUUUAGUUGUACACAAUUACUUCAAGUAGUGUAAGUACGAGUAUAAGAAAAAGUUUAGGGUCUUUGGCCUUGGAUUCUCUCAAUUGCAUAACAUUUAUUGUGCAUGAUUGUUUUCAAUAGUUCUGGUUGCCAAUUUGCAUUGCAUAGACUAGAGUAGAGAUAGGUAGUUUAGUUUUGGUUUUGCUUUGAUUAGCUUUGUUUUAAACUUUAAGAGGCAUAAAAACAGUUGAGUGCUGCUUGACUCCCAUAGCAUCACAAUAGAAUCACAAGAGACAGAGUUGGCUUAAUUUUUUCAAUUUCAUUACAGGUUCUAGGAUGUCACACUUACGAUAACAUAACAUACAUACGAUCAGAGUUACAUACAAAUUCGAAUACAAAUAUAAUACCCUUUAAUAUUAACCGUAGUUACUCUCAUUAAAACGAUCUUUUCACACAAUCAAAUGCAAUUCAAUAAUGUACAUAAUAUAAUUCUUAAAUGUUCAGUCCAGUUUGAGCUUUUCGUUUUCCCCUUUUUUUCUUUUUCUUUUUUGGUUUGUUUAGUUGUGUGUCCUCACGUAAACAUUAAUUAAAAUUAAGUAAAUCUAAGUAUGUAUACGUACGAUUAAACGCUAGUAAACCAUAUAGAUAUGCCUUGUCUAAGAUCGCAAAAUGUAACCGAAAUAAACGAAAACUCAGACUGAACAAAAUGCAAAGCAGAAUCAGGUGCAUGGCAAGGAUAUGCUGUAGUUUCAAGAUCAUUAGCUGGCCUUAACUAAACGCAGAUCCAACGGAUCGAACAAACACAACGACAACAACGUAACAGAAAAAUUUAAUUGGUAGUUGGAAAUUCGUAAUUCCGUAAUUUGUAAUGAUUUAGUGUCGGUAGAAUUUUGAUUGUCCCGUUUCCGUUCGUGUUAUUCAGAGCAUACAUCAUACGUGUAUAUAAAGUAGGUUUUAGUGUGUCCUAGGUAGAGUUCGUCUUGCUUCUUGAUUGUAUACAUAUAUAAAUUCAUAUUUGGUUUUAGUUUUUCACUUAUAUUCCGCUAAACAUACCACAACAAUGAUAAUCGCUUUAUUUGCAGUUUACGUAAUGAAUACAUUAAUGACUUCUUCACUAUAAAGUUUCAAGAGUUUACCAUUUACCACACUUAUGCGCGCAUUUAGCUGCCCAAUUAUACAAAUUGACUAUAAGUUUGAGAUUGAGAUUGCCUUCAGGAACAUCGAACAUCGGCUUCAUUAAUUGAUCUGGUUCUAUUUCGGAUCGGUAGAUAUUGGAUCGUUGGACCUUGGGUUGGUUUCGUGUAUUCACCUUAGUAGUAGUUUUGGGUGUGGUUGGACUUAUUCCGUUCGAACAGAGAGUGUAUAUUUAAUGGAUUUGAAUGAUGGGGAAUAUAUAUGAUUCAUCACUGUAAAGCGCAGGCGGGAACCCUCGAGGUUCUUGGCUAAAAAUAAACUUCUCUUUACAUUCGUGGUUAUUUAUAUUCAUUUUGAUUGCGUUUGCUGUAAAGCUCUGUGAUUAGUUUGAUUUUUAUGGUGCUAGGUACGAUGUAGGUACAUGAUUUCCUCUUAUUUUUAUCUGAGAUAGCGAUAUGGUUGAUGUUGGCAAAAUAAAUAAAUAAUUAUAAUUGCAUUGGGCGGUUUCUUCCUUUGCUGAUGUCUUAUGAUAUGGUUCGGUCAUAAAUUGUUUAAAUUAAAAGAAUAUUUAAAUGCUAUGUAUAGUGAUAGUGGCUGAAUAUUUGACAUGUAUUUUAAACUAGCGUACACAUUCAUAAUAAAUAUAUUCAAGAAUAGUUAGGGUUUCUAUGAAUUGAUUGCAUUCUGCAUAGUGUUGUUUUUUUUUUUGGUUUUCUCUGGAUCGUGAAUUUUUUGUUUGAUUUUUGGGUUGUGUUUGACACUUUUGUUUUGGUUAAAUUACAAUUCAUUUGUGAUUAAUAUGUUGCUUUGGUCACAUCGAAUUGGAUUGGCUAACAACAUUUAGAGUUUCGACUGAAAAUACUUAGUUAAGCUUGCUCUUGGUAUACGUUUACAAUGUUAUAUUUAUAUACCGCUAAUAUAAGUUGAUUACUGGU
Drosophila rhopaloa is the source of this 2973-nucleotide messenger RNA. RefSeq lists its product as uncharacterized. The coding region runs from base 27 to 665 and encodes 212 amino acids. NCBI's taxonomy places the organism in Eukaryota, Metazoa, Arthropoda, Insecta, Diptera, Drosophilidae. The transcript is spliced from 4 exons. The record is from RefSeq and is a predicted model, not a curated record.